Messenger RNA from Trachemys scripta elegans, 1542 nucleotides. RefSeq names its product ER membrane protein complex subunit 2 (gene EMC2). The record is from RefSeq and is a predicted model, not a curated record. The coding region runs from base 58 to 1026 and encodes 322 amino acids. Gene Ontology annotation, biological process: protein folding in endoplasmic reticulum. The transcript has 12 exons. NCBI's taxonomy places the organism in Eukaryota, Metazoa, Chordata, Testudines, Emydidae. Gene Ontology annotation, molecular function: protein binding. Gene Ontology annotation, cellular component: EMC complex.
GCGCAUGCUCAGAGAGUGAUCGCGCAGGGGCGCAGAGGUGGACGUUACGCCGGCAAGAUGGCGAAGGUCUCGGACUUGUACGAUGUGACCUGGGAAGAGAUGCGUGAUAAAAUGAGGAAGUGGAGGGAAGAAAACUAUCGGAACAGCGAGCAGAUAGUGGAAGUUGGAGAAGAGUUAAUUAAUGAAUAUGCAUCUAAGCUUGGGGAUGACAUAUGGAUAAUAUAUGAACAGGUGAUGCUUGCUGCCCUGGACUGCAGUCGGGAUGACUUGGCGUCGUUUUGUCUUCAGGAGCUAAGGCGACAGUUCCCUGGGAGCCACAGAGUUAAGCGAUUAACUGGCAUGAGAUUUGAAUACAUGGAAAGGUACGAUGACGCCAUCCAGCUAUAUGACAGAAUUUUACAAGAAGAUUCAACCAAUACAAGCCACCAUGCUGGCUGCAGCUCAUCUGUGUCACAGCUGUUGGAUAAAGUUGAAAAUUACCAUGAUAUGGUAAAGGCAACAAGAAAGCGUAAGAUUGCCAUUCGAAAAGCCCAGGGGAAAAAUGUUGAGGCCAUCCGAGAGCUGAAUGAGUAUCUGGAACAAUUUGUUGGGGACCAAGAAGCUUGGCAUGAACUUGCAGAACUUUACAUCAAUGAGCAUGACUAUGCAAAGGCGGCCUUCUGUUUGGAGGAGCUUAUGAUGACUAAUCCACACAACCACUUAUAUUGUCAGCAAUUUGCUGAAGUUAAAUAUACCCAAGGCGGGCUUGAAAACCUUGAGCUAUCAAGAAAAUAUUUUGCACAAGCAUUGAAACUGAACAACAGAAACAUGAGAGCUUUAUUUGGACUAUACAUGUCUGCCAGCCAUAUUGCUUCCAAUCCUAAAGCGAGUGCAAAAAUGAAAAAGGACAAUAUGAAGUAUGCCAGUUGGGCAGCUAACCAAAUCAACAGAGCUUACCAGUUUGCAGGUCGCAGUAAGAAAGAGACUAAGUACUCUCUGAAGGCAGUGGAAGACAUGUUGGAAGCCCUGCAAAUCACUCAAUCUUAGGCUGUCACAAAAAGAUCUAAUGUUAGAUUUUACAACUCCAUGUUCAACCUUUAAUGAUCUAUGAGUUAUGUUACUUUAACUAACAAUGGAAUUAGGCAUUUAAUGUGCUAUCUUAAAGGAUGUUUUUAUGAAAAUUUAAAAUGUCUAUUUAUUGCUGCUGUGAAGAAGACACAAUGAAAACUCACUGAAAUGUAUAACUUAUCCCAGGAAGAUAACAAAGAAAUUAAAUGUAUUGCACAUCAGUCUCUUUAGAUCUUGUAUGUACAGUGACUGCUUUUUAAGCCAUAACCUGAUGUAGAAAGAAACUUGUUAAAUGAUCAAGUACAAUUAUGUAUUGGGCCUGCAGACUUAUACAUAUAGAUGAAUACCAUAUGUUAGAUAAAAUUAUCUUAAUUGAAUACUUGAGUUAAAAUGUGGUAAAAGGUAAACAAUUACUGAGCAGUAUUCAUUAUACAAACACGAAUCAUUACUGUACCUGUGCACAGUUUAUUCAAGAAUAAAUUUGAUAUUAAAGUU